Molecule: messenger RNA, 978 nt
Organism: Notodromas monacha
Lineage: Eukaryota; Metazoa; Arthropoda; Ostracoda; Podocopida; Cyprididae
Source: the annotation of a GenBank genome assembly
CGCGAAGCACUUGAAGAACGAAAUAGACCUCAACCCUCCGCUUUUGAAAAGCCCAGGUUUUUGAGCGAAGGAGAUAACUUCCUUUCGGAGAGAAAACCCGAGUUGAUUGAGCUGUUGGACCCGCAAGCCGUCGUCGGCGGAAGAGGGUUGGAUGCUUGCGAGUGCCGCGAUUGGCACGGGUGCAUCAUGAUGAGCAGCAUCAAGGGCCAGGAGAGUGUGCAGCCCUACAAGUUCUCAGCCUGCUCGCUGCAGGACUACAUGAAAGAGAUGACGAGCAGGGGUGCUGUUUGUCUCCGAAACAUGCCCAACCAGGUGAGACGGGUUUCCUUUGUAUGGGAAAACGUGAUCCGACAUGCGGACGUUCCGACGUAUACAAACACGGUCCAAGCACCAAUUACGUCCGCAUGUCGGGGUCUCACUAUUUUCCUGGGCUAUGAACAAGCUAUAAGAACGGGGUAUAGGAAAAGAGUGGGCGGUCAGGGUCGUGUUUUAAGGAAGGUCCAGCAUGUGUGUGUUCGGGUUGGGGGCCCACACCAGCGCGAAACUGCGUACAAGUGCAUGAACCCCCUGCGCGGCCAAAAAAACCGAGGGCAACAAACAAUUCCUCAGUGUCAGGGAAGCUUUGACAUGCCGACCUCAGGAAGGAGAUUACCUGCAUGCACUCCUCCGCGGUACGACCAGCGCAUCGUCGUCAGCGCUUGUUCGGCCAGCGAGCAGCACCAUGCAGGAAACCGCAGGAGCAGACAGCGAAUAACUGCGUUUGUGUUGAACCCACUGCAGAGGGAUCGGCUCGAGGCGUGCGGAAACGGGGUCCUGGACGACCUGGAGGAGUGCGACUGCGGCGCCAUGGAGCACUGCGAAGAGGUGGAUCCUUGCUGCGAUCCCAUCACGUGCCGCCUGAAGGAGGGCAGCGAGUGUUCCAAGGGGCUUUGCUGUGAUAAUUGCAAAGUGAGUUACGCCGGGGCGUCGUUUUCCGCC